GUAUAAAUGUGGACAGGGCAAGCAUUGAUUUCCUUCCUUAUUUUAUAGAAAAGAGAAGUUAAACCCUUGAUGUAACAUCCAACCUAGACGGUGUGUGGGGGGAAGAGAUUCAUUGUAUCAUCUCUUCAGGACAUGGUUAUAGAAUAUCCUACACACAUGCGUGGUCUUUGUUAUUUUUUCCUCUUGAUCCUCAUCCAAGCGUCUUUAUGCACCAUCAAAGUCAUUGGUCGCACUGGGCAAAAUGUCUCUUUGCCCUGCACGUAUGAUGCCAAAACUUAUGGAGUGCUCAGUUUCUGUUGGGGACAAGGAAAGGUACCCAUGUCCAAAUGCUCCAACACUAUCCUCUCCUUGAAUGACGGGGGUGUGUUGUACCAACAGUCCCCCAGGUACCAGCUGCUGGGUUGGGUGACAGAGGGAGACCUUUCUCUCACCAUCCUGAAUGCUCAGAAGAGUGACGCUGGCAUGUACGGCUGCAGGGUUGAGAUUCCUGGGUUGUUUAAUGAUCACAAAGCCAACACACACCUGGUUAUGGAAGAAGUACCGACAACAUCUGCCAUGGAAACUCGGGGAUUUAUUGAUGCGAAGUUGGAGAAAGUUCAAACGGAAACAAAUCAGGAAGUAUCUAUAGCUUUCCUGGGAAUGGGAAUUGGGAAUAUUGGCAGGAUAGCAGCUAUUUUCUGCCUCAGUGUGAUCGUAAUCCUCGUUCUUGUCAUUCGGAGGACUAUUCUGUCGAGAGGAACGCUUCCGCAUCCAACCACCUUGCCAACCGAGAAUAUUUAUGAAAGUGUUUAACAAUAGUUAAAUGAUGCUCAGAAUUAAAAAAAAAAAAAAAAAAAAAAA
Melanotaenia boesemani (Boeseman's rainbowfish) is the source of this 840-nucleotide messenger RNA. RefSeq names its product hepatitis A virus cellular receptor 1 homolog. NCBI's taxonomy places the organism in Eukaryota, Metazoa, Chordata, Actinopteri, Atheriniformes, Melanotaeniidae. The coding region runs from base 133 to 792 and encodes 219 amino acids. The record is from RefSeq and is a predicted model, not a curated record. The transcript has 5 exons.